ACACAUUGCACGCUUCGCACACAUAUACAUAUACACAUUCGCGAGUUGCCGUUCACGUCGCUCGGUCCUAUCGCUAUAAACACCGGAGAUAAUUUCAUUCACUUGAAAUAGUCAACUACGUGUAUCAUUGCUUAUACUCUUGCCCAGAUGGAGAUCGAGGUUGUGUCAGCGAGCGGUAAACCUAUCGCCUCAGUGACGGUUGAAGAAAAAAGUACUAUUGGAGAUGUAAAAAAACAGUUGCACAGUAAGAAAAAAGCCCCCUAUCCUGGAAGACAAUGUCUUCGCACAGAAGCCAAAGGAAAAGCUCUUGGCGAUUCAGAAACAAUUAAAGGACUGCAACUCAAAAAUGGAUCCAAACUCUACUUUAAGGAUCUAGGACCACAAAUUGGAUGGAAAACCGUUUUUCUAGCUGAAUAUGCUGGACCACUUGCUGUGUACUUGUGGGUCUACCAAAGGCCAUGGAUAUUAUAUGGAGAUGCAAUUGGUGCUCAAAUUCAUCCUGCAGUACAUUGGGCAGCUGCAUGCUGGUCUCUUCAUUAUAUCAAGCGAUUGCUGGAGACACUAUUCGUACACAGAUUCAGCCAUGCCACUAUGCCAUUAAGAAAUCUUUUCAAAAAUUGCUCGUACUACUGGCUUUUUACUGGAUACGUAGCAUACCAUGUAAAUCAUCCUCUUUACACACCGGCCAAUGGCCUCUCAUUUUUUACUGGUGCUGCACUAUUCUUUUUAUGCGAAUUGGGUAAUUUGAGCAUCCAUCUGGCUUUGAGAAAUCUGAGGCCACCUGGCACAACUAUCAGAAAAAUACCAAAACCAACUGGAAAUCCUUUCACAAACCUUUUCAACUUUGUAUCUUGCCCUAACUAUACAUAUGAAAUUGGAAGUUGGAUUGGUUUCACUGUAAUGACUCAAUGUAUUCCAGCUGGUAUCUUUGCAUUUGCUGGCGCUUAUCAAAUGGCUGUUUGGGCUUUAGGCAAACAUAAACUUUACAAAAAGGAAUUUUCUGACUACCCUAGAAAUCGCAAAGCAAUAAUUCCCUUUGUGCUGUGAAUAACACAAGAAUCGUAUAACAUUCCACGAGUGACUAUGAAAAUUCUUGAGAGACUUUAUAUAAACUGUAAUUAAGUUGGUUAAAAAACUUGGUGUAGUGCAUUUUGUUACAUUCAUAUUUAAUACAUAUAUAUAAUAUAUAUUACAUAU
Molecule: messenger RNA, 1197 nt
Organism: Trichogramma pretiosum
Lineage: Eukaryota; Metazoa; Arthropoda; Insecta; Hymenoptera; Trichogrammatidae
Gene: Sc2
Product: very-long-chain enoyl-CoA reductase
Exons: 5
Coding region: 148-1047 (299 amino acids)
Biological process (GO): very long-chain fatty acid biosynthetic process
Molecular function (GO): protein binding; oxidoreductase activity, acting on the CH-CH group of donors
Source: RefSeq, a predicted model, not a curated record